Molecule: messenger RNA, 1530 nt
Organism: Physeter macrocephalus (sperm whale)
Lineage: Eukaryota; Metazoa; Chordata; Mammalia; Artiodactyla; Physeteridae
Product: programmed cell death protein 7-like
Source: RefSeq, a predicted model, not a curated record
AUGGCUCUGCCACCCUUCUUCACCCCAGGUCGCCCGGGCCCGCCGUCCCCGCAGCCGCCGGCUCCCGCUCCCUUCGGCUGUCCGCCACCGCCGCUACCCUCUCCGGCUUUCCCACCGCCUCUUCCCCAGCGGCCCGGCCCCUUUCCGGGGGCCUCCGCCCCCUUCCUCCAGCCCCCGCUGGCUCUGCAGCCCCGGGCCCCCGGGGAAGCCUCCCGCGGGGGCGGCGGCGGCGGCUCCUUCUACCAGGUGCCGCCACCGCCGCUGCCUCCCCCGCCGCCCCAGUGCCGGCCCUUCCUAGGGAACGACGCCGGUGAGCGCCCGCGGCCGCCGCCUCCAGGCCCGGGACCGCCUUGGAGCCCGCGCUCGCCUGAAGCACCGCCGCCGUCCGAAGUGCUCGGGGACGCGGCCCUGCAGCGCCUGCGCGACCGGCAGUGGCUAGACGCGGUGUUCGGAAGCCCGCGGGGGGCCGGCUGCCCGGUGCCCCCGCGCGCGCCUGCCGGUCCCAGCCUGGGCGAGGUGCGGGCCCGGUUGCGCGGAUCCCUGCGCCUGGUGCGGCGGCUGCGCGACCUGGGCCAUGCGCUGCGCGAGGCCGAGGCUGACGGCGUGGCCUGGGCACAGCUGCAUGCGGAGGCACAGCCGCUGCGCGCCGAGCUGGCCGAGCGACUUCAGCUCCUGACCCAGGCAGCCUAUGAGGGCGAGGCGCGGCGCAGGCUGGAGAGGGUCUGGCGCCGCCGGCUGCGGCUUCGCGAGAGGGCCCGGGAGCGCGAGGCCGAGCUGGAGGCGGAGGCCACGCGGGCAGCGGAGCCCGAGCAGGAGAUUGAUCGCUGAAGGGUCAAGUGCGUGCAGGAGGUGAAGGAGAAGAAGCGGGAGCAGGAACUUAAAGCUGCUGCUGAUGGUGUCCCGUCUGAAGAGAAAAAACAAGCAGACACCAAAAGAAUGGUGGACAUUCUUCGGGCCUUGGAGAAAUUGAGGAAACUUAGGAAAGAGGCUGCAGCAAGGAAAGGGGUCUGUCCUCCGGCCUCAGCAGAUGAGACCUUUGAGCAUCACCUUCAGCGACUGAGAAAACUCAUUAAAAAACGCUCUGAAUUAUAUGAAGCUGAAGAGAGAUCCCUCAGAGUUAUGUUGGAAGGAGAACAAGAGGAAGAGAGGAAAAGAGAAUUAGAGAAGAAACAGAGGAAAGAAAAGAAAUUUUUACUACAGAAGCUUGAAAUUGAGUCCAAGUUAUUUGGGGAUCCAGAUGAGUUCCCACUUGCUCACCUCUUGCAGCCUUUCCGGCAGUAUUACCUCCAAGCUGAGCACUCCCUGCCAGCGCUCAUCCAGAUAAGGCAUGAUUGGGAUCAGUACCUGGUGCCAUCUGAUCAUCCCAAAGGCAACUCCGUUCCCCAAGGAUGGGUUCUUCCCCCGCUCCCCAGCAACGACAUCUGGGCAACCGCCAUUAAGCUGCAUUAGUAAAGAUGCUCCAGGAGUGUCGUCCAGCCAAGGCUCUUUCCAGCUCUAAGUAUUAGUGACGCUGCCAUCUUGUACUGUAGU